This is a messenger RNA of Vigna umbellata (rice bean), 1536 nucleotides long. The record is from RefSeq and is a predicted model, not a curated record. NCBI's taxonomy places the organism in Eukaryota, Viridiplantae, Streptophyta, Magnoliopsida, Fabales, Fabaceae.
AUGGCAGUUUCAGACACCAUUCCCCAAUGUCUCUCUCUUCAUUCUGACCCCUCCCAUCCAAUCUCUGCAGUAACCUAUUUCCCCAACAACUCCUCGUACCCUCCUAUCUUGGAGGCCUACAUCAGAAACCUCAGAUUCAGUUCCCCCACAACUCCAAAACCAUCCUUCAUUGUGGCACCAAACCACGUUUCCCACAUCCAAGCCUCCAUCAUCUGCUGCAAAAAGUUCGGUCUUGAGAUGAGAAUAAGAAGUGGGGGGCAUGACUACGAUGGCCUUUCGUACGUGGCGAAAGCCCCAUUUUCCAUUUUGGACAUGUUCAUGUUGAGAUCAGUGAAGGUUAACGUGCAGGACCAGACUGUGUGGGUUGAGUCGGGGUCAACGAUUGGUGAACUUUAUUACGGGAUUGCUGAGAAGAGCAAGAUCCUUGGUUUCCCAGCUGGGGUGUGUCACAGUGUUGGUGUUGGAGGGCACUUCAGUGGAGGAGGGUAUGGGAACAUGAUGAGAAGGUUUGGUAUCUCUGUGGAUCAUAUUUUGGAUGCCCUAAUUGUGGAUGCUGAAGGGAGAGUCUUGGACAGGAAAGGAAUGGGGGAGGAUCUUUUCUGGGCCAUUAGAGGAGGUGGGGGAGCAAGCUUUGGGGUCAUUGUUUCAUGGAAAAUCAAGUUGGUUCCCGUGCCUGAGGUUGUAACGGUUUUCAGAAUUGAGAAAACAUUGGAACAAGGUGCCAGUGAUAUUGUUCAUCAGUGGCAGUAUGUUGCUAAUAAGAUACAUGAUGGUUUGUUUAUUAGAGUGGUUCUUAGUCCUGUGACAAGAAUGGGUAAGAAGACGAUAAGGGCCAAGUUCAACGCUUUGUUUCUCGGAAAUGCACAAGAGCUGGUUCAUGUGAUGAACGCGAGCUUCCCUCAACUGGGUUUAGUUGGUGAACAGUGCAUUCAACUGAGUUGGAUCAAUUCCGUGUUGUUCUGGGAUAAUUUUCCAGUGGGGACUUCCGCUAAAGCUUUGCUUGAAAGGCAUGGUACACCAGAGAAAUUCCUGAAGAAGAAAUCAGAUUACGUGCAGAAACCCAUUUCCAAAGCUGCUCUUGAAGGUAUAUGGAAGAAGAUGAUGGAAUUAGAAAAGCCUGUUCUCACACUCAACCCUUAUGGGGGGAAAAUGAGUGAGAUUUCUGAGAAGGAAACACCAUUUCCACACAGGGGUGGUAACAUAUAUAAAAUUCAGUACUCAGUGAUUUGGAAAGAGAAGAGUGAAGAUGUUGCUAAUCGAUCUUUACAUGCGAUUCGGAGCCUGUAUGAUUACAUGACCCCUUAUAUGUCAAGCUCACCUAGGAGUUCAUAUUUGAACUAUAGAGAUGUUGAUAUAGGUGUCAAUGGACCUGGAAAUGCUACUUAUGCUCAGGCUAGUGUUUGGGGUAAGAAGUAUUUCAAAACAAACUUUGAUAGGCUGGUGAAGAUAAAGAGCAAGGUAGAUCCAAGCAAUUUUUUCAGAUAUGAACAGAGCAUUCCAUCACUUGCAUCUGCUCAUAGUAUAGUGUCAGUAUAG